Molecule: messenger RNA, 2286 nt
Organism: Lates calcarifer (barramundi perch)
Lineage: Eukaryota; Metazoa; Chordata; Actinopteri; Centropomidae
Gene: traf3ip2a
Product: TRAF3 interacting protein 2a
Exons: 10
Coding region: 123-1457 (444 amino acids)
Biological process (GO): humoral immune response; positive regulation of canonical NF-kappaB signal transduction
Source: RefSeq, a predicted model, not a curated record
AUAAAACAGAAAGGGACAAAGCAGUGGGAAUGUUUCCUGUUUGCCUCAGAACAGGUUUGUGCUGUGGCUGAGGGAAAGGCAGUGCUAAGAAAAGCCAACAGACGCUUCUCCUCUGAGACAAAAUGGACUCUUUCAACGGACCUUGCCCUCAUCAGAGUGUUCCUGUUGAGAUGGAUGAGAGCAUGACAUCCUCCAGUCUGGACUUGGUCUGGCCACCCUCUUGUAAACAGUGUAGUGGCAAUGUAGAGACCAGCAAAAGGAUACAGGACUAUGGCUGUGAGCCACCUCAACCUAGUGAAGCACAUGAUGUCAGACAGAGGAGACUCCCAGAGAGCCAGGACCAGUGUGAAUCCAGGGCUGCCUAUUAUGCUGCUCCAGAAUCCAGCAUUAGACCCCAAACACACCCAGGACAGAUGAAACCCUUCCACCCUGCAGAUUUCUGGCCUCGUGGCCCCAGAGAGCAGGCACCACUGUAUGAACGGGAACAUAUACUUAACUACAGUAGAGGCUUUGCAGGCCCCUCAAACUGGCCCCAGGACUGCUCUAUGGAGGAGGCAGAACACCUGGAAGCCCCUCUCCCACUGAUGUCUGACAUUAACUACACCUAUUAUGUUCCAUCAAAAUACACUGCAGCCCGUUUGCCUGUUCAGCGCCCCAAUCCAAAGCAGGGGAGUUAUCACAGACAUUGUGUGUGCUGCCCUCCAUCAAAUCUGCACUGUAAUUAUGGCCAUUAUAAGCAUUACCCAGCAGAUUCACACCAGAAGCCACAACACCACCAACAGUCCUGGGAUCCAUCCCAAAACAGGUUGCAACUUAAAGAUGCUCCAAAUCCUCCCCAAGAACCUGUGCCUCCGUGCAUGGCACCUCCUAGAGAUGUGAUGCAUGAGGUCAGCGUGGAUUGCUCCUUCCAGGCAGGUUCAGGACCUGCCACAAGGGAGAUUAGGAAGACCAUCAGCCUACCUGAGGAGUGUAGGAAUGUUUUCAUCACAUACUCAGUGGACACAGCCAAAGAUAUCAUUGUUUUCACCAAAUUCUUGACGGAUCAGGGAUUCAAACCAGCUAUUGACAUCUUUGAUAAUCCAAUCCGAAGGAUGGGCAUCACCAAGUGGAUGGACAGAUAUCUGAAUGAUAAAUCAGUGCUCAUCAUUGUGGUCAUCAGCCCCAAGUACAAGGAGGAUGUAGAGGGAGAUGGAGAUGAUGACCAUGGCCUGCACACUAAAUACAUUCACAAUCAAAUCCAAAAUGAGUUCAUCCAACAAGGCUGCCUGAACUUCAGACUGGUACCUGUACUGUUUCCUAAUGCAACUAAGAGACAUGUCCCCAACUGGCUCCAGAGCACCAGGAUCUACCGCUGGCCCCAGGACACGCAGGACCUGCUGCUGCGCCUGCUCAGAGAGGAGCGCUACAUUAUGCCACAGCGGGGGUCGGACCUCACCCUCACUGUUCGUCCCCUCUGACAGACAUUCAUUUCAACAGCCUUUCCAAUCUCACAUCAUUCUCUGAAUACCACUCAGUCUUCACUACAGAGCCUGGAGUUUGCCACAGCAAUAUUUAUAGACUUUAACAGUUACAGUGGAGUCAUAAAAUGUAUUUAAUAAUGUUAAAACUGGCCACUCAGACUCUCUGAUAGUCUGAUUGUUCAGCUGUUUCAUAUUGGUAGUAGUUGUACUUUGUGGGUUGAACACAUUUUAAACUUAAAUAAUAAUUAAUUAAUUUCUUGGCAUCAGAAUGCCCUGUAAACACAUCACAUGCCAGUGGGAGAGGAGAAUGAGGAAAUGGCCCUUUGGACUUAAAAACAGGAUAUCUCAUUUCUCAGUUCUGCCCAGUCUCCCUGACACUCACAGUCCCACAGUGUUGGUGUUAGCUGGCUUGGAAGGCUGUCACAGCUCAAUGCUGCUCAGUGCAAUCAAGUCUCUCCAGAAAAUCACUUGUUUAUUGUCAAACAACACUUCAAAUGUAAAAAUGAAGAGGCUGUUUGCUUACUGUUAUCCAAAGAGAAAACACAACACCUGGCAUACUAUUACAUUAUAAAGCUGAUAUGGCAAACAGGUUAUCAAAUGAGUGCCUAUUUACACAUCCAGCCAACAAGGAGCAAAAUUAGCAUUAAUGAGUCACGUUUCUGACCACCUGAUCAUUGAAUGUUUGGUGAAUGUUUUGUAUUUUGUCAUUUUGUUUUGAAUUUUUUUAACUUUCAGUUUGAUUAUAUACCAUUUGCAAAUGUAUUUAAUCAAGUCAUGACUACUUCUUCAGAUUCAUCAAAUUAUUAAAAGACUUAAUAAAACACUG